AUGGUGUCCUACUCAAUUUUAUCUGUUUUGGCUCUUGCGUCAGUUGCAGUCGCUGGUGAUACCCCAAUUCAAUCUGACUCAGCUGAUCAACCAUCUUUGCAAGCAAAAUUUGAAAAGACAGACAAAUCUGAUAUCACUGGAACAAUUACUUUUGAGCCAGCAAACAAUGGUUCGGUUUUGGUUAAGGUUGAUGUUGAAGGAUUGCCAUCAUCAGGAGGCCCAUUCCCUUACCACAUCCACGAGCUUCCAGUUCCAACUGAUGGAAACUGUACCGGAACUAAGAUGCAUUUGAACCCAUAUGGUGGAAAUGAAAAUGCUACUACUCCACAAGGUAAAGAAGCUGGUGACUUGUCAGGAAGACACGGUAAGAUUCAAGGUCAACUGUUAUCAACCGAAUAUGUUGACAACUACAUUUCCUUAAACCCGGACUCCAAAACCUACUUUGGUGAUUUGUCUGUCGUUAUCCACUUUGCUAACACCAGUAGAAUCACUUGUUCAAACUUGACUAAAUUGGAAACCAACGAAGGCGGCUCCAACGAAACAUCUUCAAGCGCAGGUGUUUCUACUGCUAAUGGUGCUGGAAAGAUGCAAGCCGGUGGAUUACUUGCUGGUGCUCUUGCUGGUGCAGUUGCAUUGUUGAUCUAA
Lodderomyces orthopsilosis Co 90-125 is the source of this 645-nucleotide messenger RNA. RefSeq names its product Sod4 copper-and zinc-containing superoxide dismutase. The record is from RefSeq and is a predicted model, not a curated record. Bases 1 to 645 code for a protein of 214 amino acids. Lineage: Eukaryota; Fungi; Ascomycota; Pichiomycetes; Serinales; Debaryomycetaceae. Gene Ontology annotation, cellular component: extracellular region. The transcript has a single exon. Gene Ontology annotation, biological process: removal of superoxide radicals. Gene Ontology annotation, molecular function: superoxide dismutase activity; copper ion binding.